UGGGGGUGCUUUUGUGAUUGGGGGUCCCAAUAUUUGCGUGCACUUCCGGAUGUACUAGCAAGAUGGCGUCGUGAGCAUGCGCAGUGCGAGACCAAGGGGGGGUUCUGGCCGGAGCAGAGCUGUGACAGAAGCAUGGAGGAGGAUUCUGGCAGCUUGGUGUGGAGCCCCCGGCUGGACGCGGCCCCCCGUUCUGUGGCUGCUCUGGAGGUGAAGCUGGGCUGUUUGAUCACUCUGCUGUUCUUCACCUUGAUCAGCGGCCUCACCCCGCUGUUUGUCUUCAGACGGCAGGGGAACGCGCACGCUUCAGGAACCCGUCGGCGGGCACUUAGCCUGGUCAGCUGUUUCUCUGGGGGUGUUUUCCUGGCCACGUGCCUCUUGGACCUCCUGCCCGAUUACCUUGCCGGCAUUAACGAUGCCCUCGGAAAGAUGAACAUCUCGCUCGAGUUCCCCCUGCAGGAGUUUAUCUUGGCCAUGGGCUUCUUCCUGGUCUUGGUUCUGGAGCAGAUCGUGUUGAGCUACAAAGACCACUUGGGGUCCUCGGAGGAAACGAACGCGCUCCUGGGCUUGGACGGCCACGUCCAGCACAGCGGUCCGGAGGCCGCGCACGUACACUUGGAUGUGAGCGCUCACUCGGCGGUGCGGGCCGUGGUCCUGGUGAUGUCCCUGUCCUUGCACUCGGUGUUGGAGGGCCUGGCGGUGGGCUUGCUCCAGGACAGCGGGAAGGUUCUGGAGACCUGCCUGGCUCUUCUUAUCCACAAGUGCAUCAUCUCCUUCAGCUUAACGUUGAAGUUGGGUCAGGGCCGCCUGCGCCCCAGAGCUCUACUCGCCUGCGUUCUCCUCUUCUCCUUCAUGUCCCCCCUGGGCAUCGGGCUGGGGGUGGUCCUAACGGAGAACGCGGACCCCGUGCAUCAGCUGUCCCGCAGCGUGCUGGAGGGGAUCGCCACGGGAACCUUCCUCUAUAUCACUUUCUUGGAGAUCCUGCCCCACGAGCUGACCUCCUCUGACCAGAGGAUACCCAAGGUCAUCGUCCUCCUCUGCGGCUUCUCCGUGAUCACAGGAAUCCUCUUCAUCAAAGUCUGAUCCCUCGGCGUCGGGGGCUCCGAGUAGAAACCACCACGGGAUUCCGUCCGCCGAAC
This is a messenger RNA of Spea bombifrons (plains spadefoot toad), 1136 nucleotides long. RefSeq names its product solute carrier family 39 member 1 (gene SLC39A1). The record is from RefSeq and is a predicted model, not a curated record. Bases 133 to 1080 code for a protein of 315 amino acids. Gene Ontology annotation, cellular component: plasma membrane. Gene Ontology annotation, molecular function: zinc ion transmembrane transporter activity. The transcript has 4 exons. Gene Ontology annotation, biological process: zinc ion transmembrane transport. NCBI's taxonomy places the organism in Eukaryota, Metazoa, Chordata, Amphibia, Anura, Pelobatidae.